AUGAAACAAAUUUUAAAAUUACAAAUAAACCAAAAAUUGAAGGAAUCACCUCAGUUUCAUCCAGAGAAGGUGGAAAUGAUAUCGCAUACAACUGGUCAAAUAGUAACAAUUACUGGUGUUUCAGUUCAUACUAAAAAAAUUGAAGGAUCCUCAACUGUAAAUUUACCUAUAAGCAUAUAUGUUGGUAGCGGUGAAAAUAUUGCAAAAUGUAAAAGUCCCAAUAGUAAUGAUGGUAUUCAUCUAGAGUGUUUAUUGGAACCAGGAGUUGGUAGGGACUUGCCAUUAUCAGUUAGCAUUGAUAAUCCGUUAGUUUCUGGUAUUGAAUAUAAUGUAAGUGGAUUGGUAACACUAUUUGGUUAUAAUUUUGGAAGAGAUAUAAACAAAAUAUCCAUAGUAUCUGGUGAAACACAAAUUAAAAUUUCAAAUGUUAACGAUUCGUGUUUGCAAUUUAUGACACCCAAAUUACUUCAUGGACUUCACUAUUUGGAUAUAACUGUUGGAAUACCAGAUCAUCAAAAUAUACAGAAACAAUAUGAAUUUGCUGUUAAACCCGUAAUUUUAAAAAUAAACUCAAUCCCUGUAAGUGGAGGUGAAGUUACAAUAUAUGGCAACUACCUUAGCCCAAGAGCUGCUAUUUCAUUUAGAUCUCAAAGAGGAACUCCAUCAGGUAUUCCAUGUAACAACAUAACCAUAUAUGAAGAUAAUACAAUAUUAAAAUGUAAUGUUAAAGGUAUUUCAGGUCAAGAAAUUAAACUAGAUGGAAUUGGUGAAAGAAAAACCACAUCAGGACACAAUAAUAAUAUUUUUAUGAGAAUUAAAGGUAGAAAUGCAAUAAAUCCAAACAAUAUUACAUUUUCAUUUUACCCACCAACUGUUUAUGGAUCUCCCGGUAAAAGUGAUAAUCUUUAA
Molecule: messenger RNA, 909 nt
Organism: Dictyostelium purpureum
Lineage: Eukaryota; Evosea; Eumycetozoa; Dictyosteliales; Dictyosteliaceae
Exons: 3
Coding region: 1-909 (302 amino acids)
Source: RefSeq, a predicted model, not a curated record